Molecule: messenger RNA, 1137 nt
Organism: Angiostrongylus costaricensis
Lineage: Eukaryota; Metazoa; Nematoda; Chromadorea; Rhabditida; Metastrongylidae
Source: the annotation of a GenBank genome assembly
AUGGCGCCACCGAAGAAAAAGACUCGAGCAAAGAGAAAGGACAUGACAUACGAAUGCGGUGAAGAACUGACGGGAGCAGCUGGACCAGCACGAAAACCGGUUGCUGGUGCUAAACAAGCUCAGACUCAAGCCCAAGCAAGAAAAGACUUAACCGCAGAUGUUGAGAAGACUGUCGACAACUACGUCGACGCGAUGAUAAGCCUAGGAAUUGAAGGGCUACGGAAACAAUAUAAAGAGCAACUUGCGAAUUACCGAGCGCCAGACGAAAAGUACAAAUUCACUGCUUUUGAAGCGAAUCCUGACAAAAACAGAUAUUUGGAUGUCGUCUGCUUAGACGAGACCAGAGUACGUCUAACCAUGGACGUCCCACCUAGUACCGAUUAUAUCCAUGCGAAUUGGGUUAAAUUCGAAGGUCAUGACAAGGUUUUCAUAGCAACACAGGGACCGCUUGAUAAUACGAUCGAAGACUUCUGGCGAAUGGUCUUCCAAGAAGGCUGUCCCAACAUCGUCAACCUCACUAAAUGUAUUGAAGAUGGAAAGGUUAAAUCAUCACAGUACUGGCCGCUUGAUCCCGGUGCCUUUCAAAGCUUCGGGAAAAUGUUCGUGAACACAAAAAAGGUGGAAUCCGAUGGAAAAUUUCUCAUAUACACCGUUGAGGUGUUGCCUGAGGGCUGCUCUAACUCUAACAUAGUGAAGGUGAUCCACAUGACUAGUUGGCCGGAUCGCGGUCUACCUAUGAGUGGUCGGCACGUUCUGCGACUGAUUCGGCAAGUGAAUGGCGAUAAACUGGACAACGGACCGGUAGUGAUGCAUUGUUCGGCCGGAAUAGGGCGGACAGGAACGAUUAUUCUGAUUGACGUUAUUCUGCGCCGUCUCUUCAGGGGGAAAGAAAUAGACAUGGUCGAUAUGUUCAAACAGCUACGAAAUCAGCGCGCUUCGUGCAUCCAGGUCGAGGGACAGUACCUAUUCGUUGUCAUCAGUGUUCUAGACUAUAUAAAGCAUCGGAAAUUUCGAGAGGUUCGAAAGAUCGGAAAUAAUUUGGUGGACGAUCCCAACAGCUACAAUACGGUUGACCACCGAAUGAAUUCAGUGGUCACUCGUAAUGGUUCUAAUGCUUGCUGUUUAAACGACGCCUAA